Poecilia reticulata (guppy) is the source of this 4552-nucleotide messenger RNA. RefSeq names its product ubinuclein-2-like. NCBI's taxonomy places the organism in Eukaryota, Metazoa, Chordata, Actinopteri, Cyprinodontiformes, Poeciliidae. Gene Ontology annotation, biological process: chromatin organization. Gene Ontology annotation, cellular component: nucleus. The record is from RefSeq and is a predicted model, not a curated record.
UUCCCCUUCCUCUUUCUUUUCAUACGCCCUGCCUCUGAAUAAUGAUAAUAACGACCAAGAUGGCUACUUCAAAAUCGUCUCUGUUGUAGCUAAACACCAGUUCCAUGGAAAUACUCCAAAUUGCGAUUUCUUUAUGUUUAAGACCCUCGUAGGCGGCGGGGCAGAGCCACGGAUAAUACUACAUGGAUUACAGCGAGUUGAGAGGGGAAUAAAGUCGCUGUGUUGCCCCGGAGCACUCAUUCCGAAUAAGCUAACUAGCUAGCAGCGCUCGUCGAGACUCCCCGGUUGAGCUCUCCCAGCAGCUGCCGCUCUCCCCCCCUCCCCUCUUCCCCGGUUGGCGUGCCCGCUCGCCGGAGCGCAGAGCGCCAAAUGGCAGAGCCGAGGAAAGUGCCGUUCGUUACCAUCYCCYCCUUCAGCGCKCCGCCGCCGCCGCMGCAGCAGCAGCAGCMGCAGACCCCUGAGUCCAACAAGAAGCGCCGCCGCGAGGACGAGGCCGCCGACAUCACUUUGGGGAAAGAUGGAGGUGGAGGUGCAGCUGCGGUCGGGUCGGGAGGUUCCGGAGGAGCUCCGUUCGGCAACGCCAAGGGAGGAAGCGACACCGACGGCGGGGAGACGAAGCCCACCGUCCGCCUCAGCCUGACGCUGAGCGAGCCGAACGAGAAGGGCUCCUCCGAGUUCAACUACGGCGAGCUGGUCCAGUCAACUCCUUCUCAGGUAAAGCCGGCAGGUCCCACUGUCCCUAAAGGCCUCGCCCCUCCGCUGGAUCCCAGCGACCCGUUUGCUGAUGACGAGAAGGAGAGGAGGGAGGUGGAGGAGCUGGCCAGGAAGUUUGAGAGCAAAUAUGGAGGCAACACAAAGAAGAAGAAGAAGGACAGGAUGCAGGAUCUGAUCGACAUCGGCUACGGCUACGAUGAAACCGAUCCCUUCAUAGACAACUCAGAGGCCUACGACGAGCUGGUGCCGGCCUCCCUCACCACCAAACAUGGAGGCUUCUACAUCAACACMGGGACGCUGCAGUUCAGGGCCGCGUCCGACUCCGAAGGGGAAAAYGCAGACGAUCACCGCUUCAAGAAGAUGAAGGACGGCGAGGAGAGGGCGAUUAAAAAGCGACGGAAAAAACAAGAUGGCGGCAUCCUGGAGGACAAGAAGCCCAGAAAAAUUAAAGUACCAAAGCCUGGCGUCUCGGCUCUGAACGUUCACCGGCCCGAGAAGAAGAAGAGGAAGAAGCUGAUGAAGGACUCCCUGCACCUGGCCAACAUGCUGCGCCGCUUCACCAGGGAGAAGGAGGAGAUGCGCAAGAAGAACCUGGCGGCUGCCACGGGCGCCGCCGCCCUGCCGCGCCACAACACCAAAGUGCCCGGCGCCACCAGCGUGGUCGUCGGUGCCCACCCGAAGGCCGCCGCCGCCGGCGGCAACGACUGCAACAUCACGGACCUGACUGACGACCAGGCCGUCAUGUCGCUGCUGGGCUCCGCCAACAACGACAUCCUGCAGGACAUGAUGGGCGACCUGGACUUCGGCAUGCUGGACUCGCCGCAGCCCGGCAGCCCGUCACAGGGGGAGAACGGCGCCUUCGGGGCGGGGCAGAAAACGCUGCGGGUGCUGCCGGGCAGCGUGAUGACCCCGCCUCCUCCGCUGCCCUGCGGACUGCCGGGCCCGCUGGCGAAGCGCAUCGAAGACUUGAGAGCGGCGUCCCGUCAGUUCGAUGAAGAAGGCCGGAAGAAGUUCUUCACGCUGGACAUGAACAACAUCCUUCUGGACAUUGAGUUGCAGGUUCAGGAGCAGCCUGCAGAGGUGCGUUCAGCCGUCUACUCUCACCUGGAGGCCUUUGUGCCCUGCAACAAGGAGGCUCUGCUCAAACGCCUUAAGAAGCUCAGCCUCAACGUUCAGGACGACCGCCUUCGAACGCCCCUCCUGAAGCUGAAGCUGGCCGUGUGCAGCGUGAUGCCGGAGCAGAUUGCUCGCUACAACAUGGACUGCAUCGCCAAAGUGGCAAAGCAGCAGUCGGAGGAAGGAGACAAAAAUGGGUCUGAAGACGACGACGACGAGAAACCUGGGAAGAGGGUGAUGGGCCCCCGGAAAAAGUUUAUCUGGGACGACAAACUCAGGUCGUUGCUGUGUAACCUGGUGCAGGUGAAGCUGGGCUUCUACGAGCUGGAGGGAAAGAACUCAAUKUCUGUAGAAGAUUACCUCAAAGCCUUCAUGGAGACGGAGGUGAAGCCUCUGUGGCCCAAGGGCUGGAUGCAGGCCAGGAUGCUGUUCAAAGAAAGCACCAUGGUCCACGGUCAUCUAACUGGCUUUACAGCGAAGAAAAAGAUGGUCCCAACUCCGAAAGCCAAGCCAAAGGAAGUAACGUGGGUUCAGCGUGCCGCACCUUCUGUUGGUGUAACGCCGUCCCCCGCCACUCAGGUUGCCAAGCGACCCCCUCCGUCACCGCCGGGGACCAUAUGCCUGGAUUCCCCCGACGAAGCUCCUUCCCUGGAUUCCAUCUCUCAGGCGCUUGCCAUCCUCGGCAACGCGGCUAAAGGUUUGGCCCAGGGGGACACGCCGCCUUCCCCGGAAAGGCCCAAGACCUCCGCCAACCCCCCCGGCCUCCACGCCUCGCCUCUCCUCCAGCUGCAGAAGAAGACCUCUGUCAGUACUCCCAGCUCCAGCACACCUCACUACAUCACUACCUCUUCAUCGCCCUCCACCGCCCUGUCCCGGCCCGCCCCCAACACGCCRUCUCCUCUGACCCCGGUGAGGGUGGACGGGGCGGGGGUCGUCAAGGCCACGCCACAGUCAAACAAACACACYGUUUUGAACACUCAGAGACCUUUAAGCGUGGGCGUGACGAAAGCAAACAUGCCCGUCUCGGUUUCCUCACCUAAGCCACGCCCUCCGCCCACUGCCUCUCCACUGGUGGCCCCGGGACCAAAGACGGGGGUGUCCAUCYCCCCGUUGGGCCUCCUUAAGAGCAGCAAUAAUAAAGUCGCCGGUGGAGACACAAUCAUUAUCACUUCGACUCAGUCUCGGCCGCACACCCUCACGUCCCCCUCACUCGUCAUCAACAAAACCUUCCAGACUCCCCGCCUGCCCCAGACACCCCAGAACAAGCCGCCCUCCUCCCUCCCACAAACCCCAUCCGGAGUCCAACCUCAGCCRCAGUCCAACUUCAUCACCCCCAUGCACGCCACCCUCACAAAGUCCUCCCACAGCAGCAUCCCACCCAUCGUCAAGCUCACCCCCCGAACGCCCAACCCCACCGUCUCCCCCGCCUCCACCUCCAGCAUCCAAACCUCAGCCUCCAUUUCUCAGAGUCCUCGAUCUCAGGCAGCCCCCUCGAUACACCAGUACACUCCCAAAACCCCGGCGAGCUUCCGGCCGCCGUUCUCAGGUGCUUCAGUGGCCAAGUCGGGUCAAGGCAGCUACACUCCUUCCAGCAGCCAAAAGACCCCCGGCGUUAUCAGCGCCACCAAUACCAGCCUUAUAAACACCUCAUCUAUGAGCAAGCAUUCAGGAAGCAGUGCCUCCCCCGCAGCAGCAGCAGCUGCGGCCUCGGUGACCCAGGGCCAGCGUCAGCGGACUGUGGGCGGGACACCUCAGGGGGUCAAGCCGGUUGUGUCCGUUCCAUUGUCAUCGGUCUCGUCUCAGCUACCGCAGGUCUCCACGACAGGAAGUGGCGGCCUGCUCGGCUCGGCCUCGUCCCUUCCCCUGGGGUUCGGGAUGCUGGGGGGCCUGGUGCCCGUGUCCCUGCCGUUCCACUUGUCCCCCAUGCUGAACCUGUCCCAGCUGGGCACUGGAGGCUCCAAUACGGCGACCAGCAGCUCGGCGGCCAGUAACAGCGCAGCGUUCUCCACUCUGACCCAGAAUCUGUAUAAGAGUCUCCAGUCAGGGUCUCAGGUUGCUCUGCCUCCUCACUUGCAGCUCGCUUUCUCAGACGUCAGUCAGAGCCAAGGAGGCGACACUAAGAGGAAGACUCUAUGAUCCGGAUUGAUUUUUUGCGCCUGUCAAAAUCCCGUCGGUGCCACCAAUAAUCCGAAGCCGGGGGGAUUAAAAAAAAAGAGAGAAGAAGAAAUCUGGAACAGAUCAUGCUUAACAAGGGACUGAGUGGGCUUCACCUCAUGAAAUCAGCUCAUAGCACCGCAGUCAAAUAACUUCUUUUUAAAAAAAAAAAACUAUUUUAUAACUCCUUUGUAGAGAAGGCAAAUAGUUUGUCAAUGUUUACAUAAUAGACCUAUAUCACUGUGGACAGGGAGAGGUAAUGAAUGGGAUGUAGCUGUGUGUGCAUGAAGGUUCUGGUUCUGCUGCCGGACCGGACUGUGUGCCUUUCUGGAUGUCUCCCACUCUGAUGCAUGGUCAGUUUGUCUACUUGGUGCUGUUUUUUAAAGCAAAAUGAAAAAAAAUCCUAAUGUAAUUAUCACUGAAACCUGUAAGAAAUGUAAACUGCAAAUUGAAUUUGAGCUUUUUUAAGAGAUGUACAUGUUUUCAAAUGUACUUGAAUUCUUCGAUACGUUUGUUUCUGUAUAGUACAUAAGCCUACUUUAAUUAAAGUCUUUGAUCCUUAACGUGA